Malus domestica (apple) is the source of this 2122-nucleotide messenger RNA. Its product is annotated as abscisic acid 8'-hydroxylase 1. Gene Ontology annotation, biological process: sterol metabolic process; brassinosteroid homeostasis; multicellular organism development. Gene Ontology annotation, molecular function: monooxygenase activity; heme binding; oxidoreductase activity, acting on paired donors, with incorporation or reduction of molecular oxygen. NCBI's taxonomy places the organism in Eukaryota, Viridiplantae, Streptophyta, Magnoliopsida, Rosales, Rosaceae. The record is from RefSeq and is a predicted model, not a curated record.
GGCGUUCAUGCCAAAACCUUUCCACAAAUCAAUAAUUACAAAAGAUGGCGCACAAAUUUGAGGGGUCAAAUCGAUUAAGUGAAUUCUCUGGUUGUCGUUAUACCUUGGGACCUUAUUUCAAAAUCGCAUCAAACCCUGUCGGCCAAAACACCAACCCAAUUUUCCUCCAAUUUUUCUUCCACACCAGCAACCACUCAAUGUUAACACAUGUUUUAUCCAACAACUUAAAUUGAGUCACUAAAAUCGGUUGAAUUAAACCUAUCUGUGACUCAAAUAUAUGUUGAAACUCAGUGCAUGUAAGUACUCGUUAAAAUUCAAUUUUCCUCGUACGUUGAUGUCUCUCACUUAUAAUUCAAGAGUUCAGUUCUUUAUAAAAUUUUCAGACCAUUCUACCUACCAAAUUACUCAAAAUCUGCAGAACAACACGGUAGCAGAAGAAUAAACAUGCCUUCCCGUUUGCCACAAGAAGCUUAUUAUUCUUUUGGUUGUUACGACGUGGUAAUAGUAUUAGGUGCCUUGUCAUGUCUGCUUUAUCAAAUUAUCAAGUCAGGGAACUGCUCAAAUCACGAUAUAUCAACGGCUGAAAUUCCUCCAGGCAGCCGAGGAUUACCAUUCAUUGGAGAAACCCUAAAGUUCAUGGCUUCCAUUAACAGUGGCAAAGGGUUUUACGAGUUUGUCCGUCUUCGCCGUCUCCGGCAUGGAAAUUGCUUUAGGACCAACAUAUUCGGAGAGACGCAUGUUUUCGUUUCGAGCACGGACUCAGCAAAGGCAGUCUUAAACAAUGACUUGGGGAGAUUCAGCAAGAGAUACAUGAAAACUAUUGCUGCGCUAGUGGGAAAUCAAAGCCUCCUCUGUGCUUCCCACCAACACCACAAACUAAUUCGUGGGCAACUAAGCAACUUGUUUUCUACCAAUUCUUUAUCAGUUUUUAUCAAACAGUUUGAUGAACUCAUUGUUGAUGCUAUGAGAGGGUGGGAGCAUAGAAGCUGUGUGGUCAUACAAGACGAAGCAGUCAAGAUAACCUGCAAAGCUAUGUGCAAGAUGUUGAUAAGCGUGGAAAGCGGAUACGAACUAGAGGUGUUGCAAAAGGAGGUGGCUCAUGUUUGUGAAGCAAUGUUAGCAUUCCCGUUGAGGCUACCUAGGACUAGGUUUUACAAAGGACUUCAGGCUAGAAAGAAAAUCAUGGGAAUAAUUGGGGAUGCAAUGAGUGAAAGGAGAAAAGGGUUAGAAGUUAAGAGUGAAGAUCUUUUACAGCGGCUUUUGACAGAGGAUGAAAAAGCAUGUGGUGAAACAGGCACUACUGCCCGGCAGCUAACAGAUGAAGAGAUAAAAGACAAUAUAUUAACCAUGAUCAUUGCAGGUCAGGAUACAACAGCCAGUGCAAUGACAUGGAUGAUCAAAUUCUUAGACGAGAACCCAGAAGUGCUUCCCACUCUUAUGAAAGAACAACUUGACUUGGCGAGAAAAACUUCUUCAAAGUCAUUUCUAACACUGGAGAGCAUUAACGACAUGCCGUAUGCUGCUAAGGUGGCAAAAGAAUCCCUAAGGUUGGCUUCUGUCGUGCCAUGGUUUCCAAGACUAGCUCUCGAGGACUGCGAGAUGGAAGGAUUUAAGAUCAAGAGAGGGUGGAAUGUGAACGUUGAUGCUAAAUCAGUACACCUUGAUCCUACGGUCUACACUGAUCCCAACAAGUUCAAUCCGUCUAGGUUUGACGAUGAGUCAAAAGUACCAUACAGCUUCUUAGCUUUUGGGAUGGGAGGGAGGACAUGCCUGGGGAUGAACAUGGCCAAGGCCAUGAUGCUGGUCUUUCUCCACCGCCUCACCACUACUUACAGGUGGAAGGUGAUUGACGCAGACUCCAGUAUUGAAAAAUGGGGGCUCUUCUCAAAAUUAAAAAGUGGUUGUCCGGUAACCGUGACCUGUAUCGCUGAGAAUUAUACCCCCAGAUAUCAGCAAUAAGAUGCCUAGCUGAUUCCAUGUCGAUUAAAAUCUCAAGGUCCAGACUUUUUCUGCUUGUUGAAUGUUGGGUAGUUAGCUUAACACUGUAUUUAAAAUUACCAUUAGGAACAUAUUCAGCUUUAAUGUAUAAGAAUAUUCAAGAUGAAGGCAUCGUUUCAAUAUC